Messenger RNA from Darwinula stevensoni, 1340 nucleotides. The record is from the annotation of a GenBank genome assembly. NCBI's taxonomy places the organism in Eukaryota, Metazoa, Arthropoda, Ostracoda, Podocopida, Darwinulidae.
AGCAAAGAUGAGAAGAGAUAGAGACGUUGCAGCAUGACAUGUCCCGUCUCAUGCAAGGUCUAUAGGGUUUCUUGUCCUUGCCAAUUUGAUCCGAAGAAAGCAGACUAAGGCACACCAAGAGGACGUUUUGUUUCUGGAAAAAUUACACUUGACUUAAGAGAUCCGACUCAAGUGAUCCGGAAAGACAUCUCUUUAAGGAGAGUCUAACCACGAAACAAGUUGAUGUGAGCCUAGCUUGCUGAAUAAUGCGGAGGGAUUUGUCAAGAUUCAAGAGCGUCAGCUGUGUCCUCGCCUUGGUCAUGGUGGCAACUAUUGUUUCCUUCAAGGAACUUAUUUCACCUACUCCAUUUUCAAAACAAUAUAGGAAACAUUUGGAAACUGGAGACAUGCCGGAAGACCUGCGAGGACUGCGACUGACGAACCAGACUCAGAAGACGAAGAUAUUUUCCACGCAUUUCGAUGUAGCCGAAAGGGAUUCUGGCCUAUGGCUGGAAUUCCCACUGACCGACGAGCAGUGCAGAAACGUGACAUUUGUGACCGUGACAAAUCGUGGACGAUUGGGCAAUAUGAUCGGCGAGUAUGCCAGCGUCUUCUCAUACGGCAUGGAGUACGGGAAGAUCCCCGUGCUCAGCGGCAAUCUCUUGGAGAGCCUGCUGCCCCUCUUCCCCCAUCUCAGCCUGAGGAGAGAGAACGAGACGGGAUGUUCCCCCAGGAAUUGGACCGAGAUGGGAAUUCCCCCAGGGAACGACCCACGUUUCGUUAGAGACAAUGAUAUUUUCCUCCCUGGCUUCCCGAACUAUAGUAAGCUUCACCACAAAUUCAGGAGGGAAUGGAUGCCAGAUUUCCGGUUCGAUUCAAAACUGGUGCAACGUACGGAAUCCUUCUUUCCGUCGUUGUCUGUAACAUACGGAGGAGACUCGACAUUCAUCGGAAUUCACGUUCGUCGCACAGAUCAGAUUGCGUACAAUAAAGAGAAACAUGAAGCAGGAACUGUGUCUGCGGGGUAUUACAAGAGAGCAAUGGAACACUUUGGUCUGAUUUUCUCUAAGGUUGUCUUCGUCCUGGCGAGUGACGACCUGAAAUGGAGUAGGGAAAACGUGGAAAACGUAGAUGAAAAUAUGCCAAUUGUGUUUGUGGAAGGAAAAGACAGGGACUUCGACUUCACGGUCCUCUCUCAUUGCAAUCACAGCAUCGUGUCUGUCGGGACGUUCGGUUUCUUCGCGGCAUAUUUCUCUGGAGGCCUCGUGAUCGCCCCAAAGAUCAUUUCGAAGAGCCCUCUAGCCAUCGAACACCUGGUAUCUCAUGCUGGACUAGACAAUUGGAUUUUCAUCCCAAAUUGA